ACUGUUACCCUAUUUUAAAAUUAUGGACCCGUAAAACUAAUUAUCACAAAACGAUCUUGAAACCAAAACGACAUAGGUUCAAAGAUGUCACAGAUAUUCAGGAUUUGACAACGCUCUUGUCCGUAACACUGUUAUGAUCGGAGGAUACCAGGCCAGUCGAAUAAUAAGUCAAGAAUGGAGUUCAAAUUUAUAUUUAGACAGUUGCCGAUAUGUUGUGAAACGUUUGUUCUAAACUGGCUAGUAAUUACAGUGGAUGUGUAGCAUAGCAUAUCCAGUUGUGACCUGGUUUAUAUAUGUGACCGAGUGACUUCAGCUAGGGAGUGUCCAGUAAAAGCCAAGAUCACUGUCUGAGAGCUGGAGAUUUAUUCCAUACUAAAGACACGUUUCAAUGCUUUGUAAGCAUUUAUUCAAGGAAUCCAAAACAAAUUGUGACAUGGAACCCAUUGAGAAGAGAAUGGACUUUCGUGCAUAUAGUUAAAGUGGAGAUCGGCAAAUUUUAAAUCAUUGUUUAAUCUUUACUUUAAGUUACAUCUAAGAGAACAUCCAUUUUGGAUAAGAUAGGAAAGAAACAGGUGGUAACUUUGGUCUCGCUAAACCAAAACAGGAAUAUACACCUUAUCAUAUCAAGGAAACUUAUUAAAGUAGACUGUAUGAACAAAUGAUAUCGUCGAGUCGCUAAAGUCUGUUAUGAAGAACGAUGUAUAUUGUACAGCUGUCUUAAUUUGUUUUAUCCUGUCAACGUUUCGAGUACAUGUUGACCGUGCUUAUUUCAAUAGUAAUUUAUCCAACAACAAUAAGAGAUGUCGGAGGUUAGUUGAUAUUUUGUACUAUUACCUUCCAAGCCAAUAAGAGUUUUGUUGACAGGUGCAGCUGGGCAAAUAGGAUAUUCACUCGCCGGGAUGGUUGCUCGUGGUGAUAUGUUCGGACCUGAUCAAGUUAGAGAUGUUCUUUUCUAACAACUGCAGGAAGUUAUCUUACAUCUGUUCGAUCUUGAACAAAUGGUAGAGUCUCUUAAAGGACUUGAAAUGGAACUUCAGGAUUGUGGAUUUCGACUUUUAAAGAGUGUGGUUGUGACACAUAAACCAGAAGUAGCAUUCAAUCAAAUUGAUGCUGCACUUAUGGUUGGGGCUAUGCCUAGGAGAGAAGGGAUGGAGCGUAAAGAUUUGCUUAAUGCUAAUGUGAAAAUUUUCAAGGAGCAAGGGCAGGCUCUGGACAAAUAUGCCAAGAAGACUGUCAAAGUGGUUGUUGUGGGUAAUCCUGCUAACACAAAUGCACUCGCACUGAUGAAGAACGCUCCUUCCAUUCCUAAAGAAAACUUUAGUGCGCUCACAAGACUUGACCACAAUCGUGCUCAGUCAUUUAUAGCUAAACGUUUGGGAGUUCCAUGCGAUUCUGUAAAAAAUUGUAUUAUAUGGGGCAACCACAGCAAUACGCAGUUUGUCGAUGUGAGUCAUGCUGUUGUAAAGCAAGAUGGGAAGGAGAUUCCUGUCGCUACCGCAAUUAAUGAUGAUAACUGGAUAAAAAACGAAUUCCUAAGCGCUAUCCAGAAGCGCGGGGCUGCUGUUAUAGCAGCCAGGAAACUAAGUAGUGCACUGUCUGCUGCUAAGUCUGUCUCAGACCAUAUGCACGACUGGUGGCUUGGAACGAAGGAGGGCGAGUGGGUAUCGAUGUCUGUAAUCAGUGAUGGUUCUUAUGAUGCUCCAAAAGAUGUUAUAUUUAGUUUUCCUGUCCAAAUCAAGAAUGGCAAAUGGACCAUCGUCCAGGGUUUAAAACUUGAUGAGUGGGCCAAAGGCAAGUUCUCCAUAACAGCAGAAGAGCUCAAGGAGGAACGCAUUGCGGCAGGGCUUGAUUAAUGACUUCCUGACUGUUGUUACUGCCAGUAUUCUCACCACUGUAGUAACUACUUUUUGUAGUUCUUGUUAUUGAUCUUACAUUUGCUAAAAUUAUGAUAAUUUUUUGCAUUUCGUUGGUCGUUUUUAAAAGUAGUUCAUAGGUAGAUCACUACCAAGCUCUUUGUAGAAUCAUUGCUUCGACUUAUUUGGGUGUACCGUAAACUGAAAAUAACUAAUCUCAGUAUUUAUACUUCCAACCAUUCUACACACUGUUAUAUAUCUCUAGGAUGAAGAAUACAGUUUUGUAUUAGCUGCUGA
This is a messenger RNA of Schistosoma guineensis, 2150 nucleotides long. The record is from the annotation of a GenBank genome assembly. Lineage: Eukaryota; Metazoa; Platyhelminthes; Trematoda; Strigeidida; Schistosomatidae.